GGACUCUCAGAAACCUUGGUGUUAAGUGAAAUCGGGCACUGUACAGUGUGAUCAUCGCAGACCUAAACUUCCCGAAGUCGCGCCCGCCAGGCGGAGGGGUGGAGAUAGCAGGGGGUGGGAGGCGCGUGCGUGUGUUGCGGUGCUUUUAUUAUUAUUUUUAUUGCUAUUAUAUUUUUCUUUAUUUUUUUUCUUGUGUGUGUGGAAACUGCCCUCUGGCUCAACGCUUUGAAUCUGUACCUCCGUUUUUUUGGAUUAUUCCCUGGGGGCGAAGGUGGGGUAGUGUCUUCCAAGGCUUGUUGGAGGAAGGAGAGACAGGAGGAGGAAGAUGUGUGGCUUCGGCUUUAAGAAGCUGUCCCUGUCUUUGGGAUUAGUGCUGGUAGUUCUGAGCGAGGUGGCGCCGCAGUCGUGCCCGGCGCAGUGUUCCUGCUCCGGGAGCACCGUAGACUGUCAUGGGCUGGCGCUGCGCAGCGUGCCGAGGAAUAUCCCUCGCAACACGGAGAGGCUGGAUUUGAAUGGAAAUAACAUAACAAGAAUCACAAAGACGGAUUUUGCUGGCCUUAGACACCUCCGAGUUCUUCAGCUUAUGGAGAAUAAGAUUAGUACUAUUGAAAGAGGAGCAUUUCAGGAUCUUAAAGAACUGGAGAGACUGCGUUUAAACAAAAAUAACCUUCAGCUGUUUCCUGAAUUGCUGUUUCUUGGGACUUCGAAGUUAUACAGGCUUGAUCUCAGUGAAAAUCAGAUUCAGGCAAUUCCAAGGAAGGCUUUUCGUGGUGCAGUUGAUAUUAAGAACCUGCAACUGGAUUACAACCAGAUCAGCUGUAUUGAAGAUGGGGCAUUUAGGGCUCUCCGGGACCUGGAAGUGCUCACGCUCAACAAUAACAACAUUACUAGACUAUCAGUGGCAAGUUUCAACCAUAUGCCAAAACUUAGAACUUUUCGACUUCACUCCAACAAUCUUUACUGUGACUGCCAUCUGGCUUGGCUGUCUGAUUGGCUUCGUCAAAGACCUCGGGUUGGCCUCUACACUCAGUGUAUGGGACCAUCCCACCUGAAGGGUCAUAAUGUAGCUGAAGUGCAGAAACGUGAAUUUGUCUGCAGUGGUAAGGGAGAAAAAUGGUUUUGCUACUUGCAUUCAUUCAUGACUCCAUCUUGCAGUGUGUUACACUGUCCAGCUGCAUGUACCUGUAGCAACAAUAUUGUAGAUUGUCGUGGAAAAGGGCUUCCUGAGAUACCCACUAAUCUACCAGAAACUAUCACUGAAAUACGUUUAGAACAAAAUUCAAUCAAGGUCAUCCCUCCUGGAGCUUUUUCAUCAUAUAAAAAGCUUCGAAGAAUUGACCUGAGCAAUAAUCAAAUCUCAGAAAUUGCACCAGAUGCUUUCCAUGGCCUGCGGUCACUGAACUCACUUGUCCUCUAUGGAAAUAAAAUUACAGAACUUCCAAAAAGCCUGUUCGAAGGAUUAUUUUCUUUACAGCUUCUACUAUUGAAUGCUAACAAGAUAAACUGCCUCCGAGUAGAUGCUUUUCAAGAUCUCCACAACUUGAACCUCCUCUCCUUGUAUGACAACAAACUACAGACCAUUGCCAAGGGCACCUUUUCACCCCUGCGUGCUAUUCAGACUUUGCAUUUGGCUCAGAACCCAUUUAUUUGUGACUGCCAUCUGAAGUGGCUAGCGGAUUAUCUUCAUACAAACCCUAUUGAGACCAGUGGUGCCCGAUGCACCAGCCCGCGUCGGCUGGCAAACAAAAGGAUCGGCCAGAUCAAAAGCAAGAAAUUCCGGUGUUCAGCUAAAGAACAGUAUUUCAUUCCAGGCACAGAAGAUUAUCGAUCAAAAUUAAGCGGAGACUGCUUUGCAGAUCUGGCUUGCCCUGAAAAGUGUCGCUGUGAAGGAACUACAGUAGAUUGCUCCAAUCAAAAACUCAACAAGAUUCCAGAUCACAUUCCUCAAUACACUGCAGAACUCCGUCUCAAUAACAAUGAAUUCACAGUGUUGGAAGCUACAGGAAUUUUUAAGAAGCUCCCUCAGCUACGUAAAAUAAACUUCAGCAACAAUAAGAUCACAGACAUCGAAGAAGGAGCAUUUGAAGGAGCCUCUGGUGUAAAUGAAAUUCUUCUCACUAGUAACCGACUGGAAAAUGUUCGCCAUAAGAUGUUCAAGGGAUUAGAAAGCCUGAAAACUCUGAUGUUGAGAAGUAAUCGCAUAACCUGUGUAGGAAAUGAUAGUUUUAUAGGACUCAGUUCUGUACGUUUGCUUUCUUUGUAUGACAAUCAAAUUACAACAAUUGCUCCAGGAGCGUUUGAUACCCUCCAUUCCUUAUCCACAUUAAACCUCUUGGCCAAUCCUUUUAACUGUAACUGCUACUUGGCUUGGUUGGGAGAUUGGCUUAGGAAGAAACGCAUUGUAACAGGAAAUCCUCGAUGCCAGAAACCUUACUUCCUAAAAGAGAUUCCCAUCCAGGAUGUUGCUAUUCAGGACUUUACUUGCGAUGAUGGGAAUGAUGACAACAGUUGUUCUCCACUAUCUCGCUGCCCAGCAGAAUGUACUUGCCUUGAUACAGUUGUCCGAUGUAGUAACAAGGGCCUGAAAGCCUUGCCAAAAGGGAUCCCCAAAGAUGUCACUGAACUGUAUUUGGAUGGGAACCAGUUUACCCUAGUUCCCAAGGAACUUUCUAACUACAAACAUUUAACACUUAUAGAUCUAAGUAACAACCGAAUCAGCACACUUUCUAAUCAGAGUUUCAGCAACAUGACACAGCUACUGACCUUAAUUCUUAGUUACAACCGCCUCCGAUGUAUACCUGCUCGAACCUUUGAUGGGUUGAAGUCUCUUCGUUUACUGUCUUUACAUGGAAAUGACAUUUCUGUUGUACCUGAAGGAGCUUUCAAUGAUUUGUCCUCCUUAUCACAUCUAGCCAUUGGUGCCAACCCCCUCUACUGUGACUGUAACAUGCAGUGGUUAUCAGACUGGGUCAAAUCAGAAUAUAAAGAACCUGGAAUUGCUCGAUGUGCCGGUCCUGGGGAAAUGGCAGACAAACUACUGCUCACAACACCAUCCAAAAAAUUUACUUGCCAAGGUCCUGUGGAUGUUAACAUACUUGCUAAAUGUAGUCCAUGUUUAUCGAAUCCUUGCAAAAAUGAUGGCACCUGUAACAGUGAUCCUGUUGACUUCUAUCGAUGCACUUGCCCAUAUGGUUUCAAGGGCCAGGAUUGUGAUGUUCCGAUCCACUCCUGCAUCAGUAACCCAUGCAAACAUGGUGGAACUUGUCACUUAAAAGAAGGAGAAAAGGAUGGAUUCUGGUGUACUUGUGCCGAUGGAUUUGAAGGAGAAAAUUGUGAAGUGAAUGUUGAUGAUUGUGAAGACAAUGACUGUGAAAAUAACUCCACCUGUGUUGACGGAAUUAACAACUACACAUGCCUUUGCCCACCUGAAUACACAGGUGAGUUGUGUGAGGAGAAACUUGAUUUUUGUGCCCAGGACCUUAACCCCUGCCAGCAUGACUCAAAGUGCAUCCUGACACCAAAAGGAUACAAAUGCGAUUGUACCCCUGGAUAUGUAGGUGAGCAUUGUGAUAUUGACUAUGAUGACUGCCAGGACAACAAGUGUAAGAAUGGAGCCCAUUGUACAGAUGCAGUGAAUGGCUAUACUUGCAUUUGCCCAGAAGGUUACAGUGGCUUAUUUUGUGAAUUUUCUCCACCAAUGGUUCUACCUCGGACCAGUCCUUGCGAUAAUUUUGAGUGUCAGAAUGGAGCCCAGUGCAUCAUAAAGAUAAAUGAGCCAAUAUGUCAGUGUUUGUCUGGCUACCAGGGUGAAAAGUGUGAAAAGUUGGUCAGUGUCAAUUUUGUCAACAAAGAAUCUUAUCUUCAAAUACCUUCAGCCAAGGUUCAACCUCAGACAAACAUCACUCUACAGAUUGCCACAGAUGAGGACAGUGGAAUUCUUCUGUAUAAAGGUGACAAAGACCAUAUAGCAGUGGAGCUGUAUCGUGGGCGUGUGCGGGCCAGCUACGACACAGGAUCUUAUCCGGCAUCCGCCAUUUACAGUGUGGAGACAAUUAAUGAUGGCAACUUUCACAUAGUGGAACUGAUUGCAAUGGGUCAGAGUCUGUCACUUUCCAUUGAUGGUGGAAGCCCCAAAACCAUUACCAACUUAUCAAAGCAAUCCACACUGAAUUUUGAUUCCCCACUUUAUGUCGGAGGAAUGCCUGGAAAGAACAACAUCGCAGCUCUUCGCCAAGCUCCAGGACAGAAUGGCACCAGUUUCCACGGGUGCAUUCGCCAUCUGUACAUCAACAGUGAACUUCAAGACUUCAGAAAAGUGCCCAUGCAGACAGGCAUUCUGCCUGGCUGUGAGCCAUGCCAUAAAAAGGUGUGUGCCCAUGGAACAUGCCAGGCAUCAAGCCAGUCAGGUUUCACCUGUGAUUGUGAGGAAGGAUGGAUGGGACCACUGUGUGACCAGCGGACCAAUGAUCCUUGUCUUGGAAAUAAAUGCAUGCACGGAACCUGCUUGCCAAUCAAUGCAUUUUCCUAUAGUUGUAAGUGUCUAGAAGGCCAUGGAGGUGUCUUAUGUGAUGAGGAGGAAGAACUGUUUAACCCCUGCCAGUCCAUUAGAUGUAAACAUGGAAAAUGCCGACUUUCUGGGCUCAGACAGGCCUAUUGUGAAUGCAAUAGUGGAUACACUGGGGAAAGCUGUGACCGAGAAGUCUCUUGUCGAGGGGAACGCAUCAGAGAUUACUAUCAAAAGCAGCAAGGCUACGCUGCCUGCCAGACAACCAAAAAGGUAUCCCGACUAGAAUGUAAAGGCAGCUGCGCGAGUGGCCAGUGCUGCGGACCUCUGAGGAGCAAGAGACGGAAAUACUCUUUCGAAUGCACUGAUGGGUCGUCCUUUGUGGACGAGGUUGAAAAAGUGGUGAAAUGUGGCUGUACGAGGUGCCCUUCGUAAACAUGUCCCCGGCACCUUUGUCUUUGAAAAUGUUGUAUACUUAUUGACCGUGUCGGACUAAUUAAUGCUUCAU
Molecule: messenger RNA, 5012 nt
Organism: Gracilinanus agilis (Agile Gracile Mouse Opossum)
Lineage: Eukaryota; Metazoa; Chordata; Mammalia; Didelphimorphia; Didelphidae
Gene: SLIT2
Product: slit guidance ligand 2
Exons: 37
Coding region: 326-4939 (1537 amino acids)
Biological process (GO): negative chemotaxis; negative regulation of cell growth; retinal ganglion cell axon guidance
Molecular function (GO): Roundabout binding; calcium ion binding; heparin binding
Source: RefSeq, a predicted model, not a curated record